Messenger RNA from Malania oleifera, 1476 nucleotides. RefSeq names its product protein OVEREXPRESSOR OF CATIONIC PEROXIDASE 3. The coding region runs from base 106 to 978 and encodes 290 amino acids. Gene Ontology annotation, molecular function: DNA-binding transcription factor activity, RNA polymerase II-specific; DNA binding. Gene Ontology annotation, cellular component: nucleus. The transcript is spliced from 4 exons. Lineage: Eukaryota; Viridiplantae; Streptophyta; Magnoliopsida; Santalales; Ximeniaceae. The record is from RefSeq and is a predicted model, not a curated record. Gene Ontology annotation, biological process: regulation of transcription by RNA polymerase II.
GGCGCAAUUGCAAGUUUCUCAAAAUGCGCGACCCGCAGUGGAUAUUUCCUAAAAACCUUCCCAAUAGACUUCACUUCGUUCUGAGCUACUGAGCUUGAGAUAUCAAUGGCGCUUGCUCCAUCGCUUCACCCUUCCAUGGCCGUCCGAGCCUCUCCCCCGCCACCUGAAAAAAGCCUGUUCCUGUUUCGCCCUCCGGUACUCAAUCAAAUCCUGCCACGUCCUCAUCUGUCUUUCUCUGCUCUCGUUUUCUCUCGCCGACAUAACACCUCCCCUGCAGUCACAUCUUCGGGGAAAGGCAAGAGAAAUGUGCCUCAUAAUGAUGCUAUGGGGGAAGAAGAUUUAGAUGAAGAUGCUUUUGAUGCACUUUUUAGUCAGCUGGAAGAAGAUCUUAAAAAUGAUGAUCUAUCAACAAAUGACAAUGAUGAUGAAAUAAGCGAGGAAGACCUUGCCAAGCUUGAGCGUGAGUUAGAAGAGGCACUGGGGGAUGAUGUGCUGUUGGGGAAGUCUAAUGCAGCUGCAGAUAAUAUAGAAAGUGGAAAUGAUGUUGAGAUUGAUGAUGAGGAUGAAGAAGAAACACCAGUGAAACUGAAAAGAUGGCAACUUCGAAGGCUGGCUUCUGCUCUGAAAGUUGGGCGCCGUAAAACUAGUAUUAAAACUCUUGCAGCUGAUCUUUGUCUUGAUAGGGCUGUUGUUCUUGAAUUGCUUCGUGACCCCCCACCAGAUCUUCUAAUGAUGAGUGCUGCCCUACCCGAAGAGCCUGUGCCAACAACUGUGAUGCCUGAAACUAAACCUAGGGAAACCUUCUCUAAAAAGAUGUAUACAGAUGCUGCAAAACCUGAAGCCAAGGCAAAACUGCCAGUUCAUGUCAUGCAAAGAAGUUGGUCUGCUCAAAAGAGAAUGAAGAAAGUGCAAGUUGAAACCCUUGAAAGAGUUUAUAGACGAACAAAGCGCCCUACUAAAUUUACCAUUUCUCCAUGAAAAAGCUUGUUUGUUUGGAUUAUCCAAGAGAUGAUGUGAAGUUUAAUGACUGUAGUACUCCAUGCUUAUCGACAAAUAAUGCAGAAUACAAUGAUCAGCAGUAUUGUGCUGGUGACAAAUCUGCCCCGCAAAAGAAUUGUUAAGUGGUUUGAGGACAAACGUGCUGAAGAUUGUGUUCCUGAUCAUCGCCUUCCUUACCUACUGUCUGCUUCUGAAACUGUUUCUGCCCAAGAAAACCAUCUGUAGAUGAACUUUAAUCUGAUUUAGUUGAUGUCUUGUACAUGUCCCAUCGUGUUAUUUAUUUUCUGUUAGCCUAGCUAUUUCUCAACAUUCUUUUGCUUUUAAUAAUACUUGAUAUAGGGAGAAAAUAAUUUUAAUUUUUUUUUCCAAGUAAAAUCUUUGGUUUGAAUUAAAAAAUAUUUUAAUUUUACGCAUCAAAUUUUGAAUUUGUAUCCUGACACUCAAUAUUAAUAAAAAAUUCUUAUAUUCAUUUUAUUA